UGGAGAGGUGGCUUUUCUUCUUGACCUCCAGAUCUUUCCAAUGUGGGACUCUGAUACCAUUUCCCUUAUUGGAUCUUAAGGCUUUUCCAGGCAAUAGAGAUUUCGGGCUAUGGGCCCUUACUAUGUCUGUCCAUGAUGGGCCUUUAGGGAGCGUGGGUCCCGCUUUACACAGACCAAACAGUACCUAUCCGUCAGGCCCAUUAAGAUAGGCCCACCAGACUAAAUCUUACCAUCUUCAGUUGCCCCCUUCACCCCAAUGGUCCGUCUGUUCCAAGGAUCAAUGGGGUGACGAUCCUAAUGUAGGGGCAUGACGGGUACUUUAAUGACGGAAUGGAUCCGUGAAACAGAAGAUUUAAAGUAAUAGGCGGACACAACCGUCAGAAUGUAUGACGGUUUCAGAUCUUUAACCGUCAGAUAGGAUGACGGGUAUCUUGCAGUUUCAGACGGUUUCAUAUAGUCGACGGUUACCAUCUACUGAUGCGAGCAGACAGGUUAGCAUUUAUUAGCAUGCCACGUGUCAAUCUCUGACUGGCCGUUGUAUAGGAUCGAAGCGUCGCUUCGUCUUCCGUGUAUCUCCUAUAUAUAUGAGGCGUCUCAAUCUCUCAUUUUCGCAUUUCCAAACAGAAAACGUCUGUCAGAGAGAACCGUCAACCUUGCCAGAGAAGUCCGUCGAGCACUGGUAACCACCAAUUACCACAACCGUCAGCAUUACUCCGUCAGGUGUGGUAAGUAUUUACUUUAAUUUCAUAUUCAAGUUACAUUUUCGACCAAGCAAUAUUGUUAGGCUUAAUAUACCCGUCAAUGUUUUUAAACCCGUCAAGUCUUAGGUUUCAUCAUUAAUUGUAGGAAAUGUCUAGUGCGUCAAGUAACCAAUCGGUGGUUCGUGACGGGACGGAAUACGAGAAUGUAUACCCGUCCGGUCAUAAAGACCAAGAUAGUCCAGGCGAAGAUAGGAGUCCGUCUGCAUCCUCUUCGUCCUCAACAAGUGAGGAUGUGGAGAAAAUUGAGAUAGAGGGUCCUGACGGGAAUCAAGCACUGGAGUCCGUCGUAGGUGCUGAUGGACUAAGGCAGUUCAUCAUGUUACCAGAGUGGACAGUGCAUAGGUUCACAUCCGUCAUCCGGGAGAGACAUUUCAGUACCUUUAGAACAAAUUUUCAGAUACCAGACUACAUCCCGAUCCGUCUUCCCUACGUGUCGGAGAGAUGUUAUUAUGACGGAGUAGAAGGUGUUGGAGUGUACGAGCAGGUGUUGAAGGCUGGACUUCGGUUCCCGCUCUCUACACUCCAUAGGGAACUCUUGCAUUACCUGGGACUGUCCGUCACCCAGAUUUCUCCAAACGCCUGGAGGGUCUUCAUAGCAAUGGAGAUUCUUUAUGGCGCAAUGUCGAAUGGAGAAAGGAGACUGACGGUCCGUGAAUUUCUUCACUGUUACCGUCCAGAUGAGAUUGAUAGAUCAAGGGGGUUGUACCGUUUUGCUAGUCGAAGUCCCUUGUUGAAGGUCAUCUUUGAGACCCCAGACUCAAAUAGAGACUGGAAGAGUCGCUAUUUCUUCCUGGAGGGUGACAGGUGGAUGAACCGUCCAGGAGAGACGGAGUACAUGCCCGUCGAUACAACUUGGGGGAUAAUAAACCAAGCGCGUAGAGGGCGCCCGCAGGUUAGCCUCGAGGAAUUUAGUUUCCUUGAAAAGGUUUGUAGAAAAGCUAAGCCGGACGAAAGGACCUGGGCCAAAUCACUAUACGAUUCUUGA
Molecule: messenger RNA, 1746 nt
Organism: Quercus lobata
Lineage: Eukaryota; Viridiplantae; Streptophyta; Magnoliopsida; Fagales; Fagaceae
Exons: 3
Coding region: 850-1746 (298 amino acids)
Source: RefSeq, a predicted model, not a curated record